AGAAAAAGCCAAAAAAAAAAAAAAAAAAAAAAAAAAAAAAAAAAAAAAAAAAGAAAAUUAAUGGAUAGAGAGGGAAAUUUGGAGGCAGGAACCAUAGGAAUGAUAAGUCAAAGUAAAAACAACAAUGCAGAAGUCCCAAAUCUCACCGGUCAGCUCCACCACCUCCCUUGCUGUGUCAAAUACGACGGCCCUUGUGCCGUUUCUCACUAUUUCAAAUCCAAGCUCACCGGAAUGGAGACUGAAGGAUUGAUGGUGGAGGAAGCCUAUUUUAGAGGCAGGAAAUUGCAGGGUGCUACCAUUCCUAUUCCACCUGGCUAUUCCGGCUUUGUCCUUGGGAAGAAGGGUAUAAAGAAAAGAAAAGCUUGUGACUCCUCAGAAAAAAGUUCUGACUGUUGGGAGAUGAAUGCGACAUUUGAAAAUAUAACAUAUUGGAAUCAUGACAGCCUACCUUCACAUAAUGAUACUUUUUUGCGUUCCUUUCAUUGGUUAUCUGUUGCAGAAGCACUGCACAAGCCAGUGACAGCUGACGAUAUGGCUUCUGCAUCUAUCACUCUGGAGAAGAAGUGCUGAAGACUUAACAAGUUUGGGUAGUUUCUUGUCAGAUAUCUUGCUACUUCAGCCUUCCUAUCCCAGUAUAGGUUAAUUAUAUUUUACUUUUAAAUAGCAAAAUUCUCUCUCCGGUUACACAAACAUGGAGACAUGUGCAUAUGUAUUUAUGUUGUCUACAGUCUAUCCAAACUGGGCUGUCUGUAAGGUUAGCCUCUGAACUGAAAAUGGAUUGUUAAUUAAUGUAACUGUAGGUUUUGAUGAUAAUGUAGCACGACAAUCACUAAGCCCUCUUAGUUACCAAAUUACCAUCUGUUUUAGUUUUAAGAGUAUUAUGUUCACAUUUUUGUAUUCUUUUUACAAAAUUUUCUUUAUGCUAGUAAAGGAAAUUAAAUCUAUUCGUAUACUAA
Messenger RNA from Jatropha curcas, 956 nucleotides. Its product is annotated as ribonuclease H2 subunit C-like protein. The record is from RefSeq and is a predicted model, not a curated record. Lineage: Eukaryota; Viridiplantae; Streptophyta; Magnoliopsida; Malpighiales; Euphorbiaceae. Gene Ontology annotation, cellular component: ribonuclease H2 complex. Gene Ontology annotation, biological process: RNA catabolic process.